GUUACACAACCACUUUUGCAAAAAAAUCGUUGCCUCGUUGGUCCGGGAAGCCAUGGAAACCAUGUCCCUUUUCGGCCUGUUUUGCUUAGCACUGGCUCUGGCAGCGCACUACUUUGGGUGCAUGUUGGGAAAACGCUCAAAGAGUGGCGCCAGCUUGGUGAUUGCUACAACCUGUGUGUGGUCUCUCUCGAUCAUCCGUCCCUUACCGCAUUUUGUCGUCCUUGGAAUUGCAGGUGUAGCAGCAGCUUCCUUGCCUGCUGCAUUGCAAAGUCCUUUUCAGAAAACCAAGAGCACCACCAUGUCGGCCACAGCUUUGCUGUGGAAACUAGUGUGUGCCAUGCUGAAACGGGGGGAGCUCGGCCAGGUGAUGAUUUGUUUGGUGUGGGGCAUGCAUUGUUUCGUCACACACGUGCUGCUGGAGUUGGAGGAUCUCGUGCUGGACCUAUGGCCAUGGCUUUGGCGGGGAGAGGAUGUGGUGGUGAUUUUGGGUCAUCCCCGAAGUGCUUCCACGCAUGUGCAUCAUAUGCUGAGCCAGACUUUGCCAGAGAGUGCUUCGUUGACCUUUUAUGAUGUCCUUUUCCCAUCACUUAUCCAAUGGUUUUGCAUGCAGCCAUUCAAGCCUUUGGCCAACAUGUUCCUAAGCCUUCUCGACUCGCCUCAGCACCGGAUUGCUGUCGAUGAAGUGGCAGAGGAGCAGCAAUGGUUGCUGUUGAAGUUCAAGGACAUUUUGUUGCCGAUGCUCUUCCCAGCUAUGGUGGAUGACCCUGAUCUCUUCCGUGCAUCCUGCGACUACACAGAAGCAGAUAUGAUGUUCAUCAAGGGCUGCAUGAGACGAUUGUUGAUCCGCAAGCCAACGACGGAGAGCAAGCUCUACAUCGCUCGCAUGCUCACCUUCUGACCAUGGCCGCAGUACAUCACCGCGGCCUUUCCAGAUGCCAAGUUCAUCGUGUGCUUGCGCAGUGCGGAGGACUGUUUGCGCUCCUUUGUCAGCCUGGCAGCGGUGCACUCAGGCGGCAACCCUCACACGCCACUGUGCAAGAAAUGGGCUCAGAAUUGCGCUGACACCUUGACAAAAGGCACUGUUCAAGGUUUGCAGCAACUUGUGAACGGCAAUGUGCCAGAUGCAGGAGUAGUGAUGCAAGUGAGCUUCCGCAGCUGGAAAGCGAAAACCCGCAGUUCUUUGAUUUCUCUCCUGAAGGAGUUAGGACUGCAGGGUGAGCUGAAAUCUGAGGGAGGACAGGAAGUGAAAGUUGAUCGACGUGGGAAACAUGAAAGCAAUCCAGACGUGACGGAUUGCCUCGAGGGAGUGACGAUAGCCAGAAGCGCUAUUGAUGACAUGAACUUGAUGAUGGCCAAAAUGGCUUGAGUUCUUGUGGCUUAAUCCCAGGUUGCAACCCGACGUAGGCAGGGUAUGACUGCUUUGCUGAAGCGUCGAGCUUUGUCUCCAGCAGUUGGAUCAUGGCGCGGUUGUAUAGCGGGGUUUUCUUCGUGACAGCCUGACAACCA
Molecule: messenger RNA, 1506 nt
Organism: Cladocopium goreaui
Lineage: Eukaryota; Dinophyceae; Suessiales; Symbiodiniaceae
Source: the annotation of a GenBank genome assembly